UUUCAAUGUAUUUGUAAUACGCGCCUAUUAAAGAGAGCAUCAAUUCAAGAUCGCGAUUUAGUUCUGUUUUGUACUCGACUGUUAGCAGUUGCUAAAAUCAAAAUGAGGCAAAUAAUAAUAAUUCAACUUUUCAUACUUGUAGUACAUGCAAAUUUCACAAACCUCGAGGUAAGAGUCAACAUUUAAAGUGAUAUAAAGUGAAUGCUAAAAGUGAAUAUUUUUUAUCAUUACUAGACUCUUCAAACGCUCCCGCAAGAGAUAGAAGAAAUACAACAAAGUGAUGAUAGAGACUCAAUCAUAAAAGACUUGCGAGAAAAGCAGGAAAUGAAUGAGGCAUUGAUAAAGCAAUUGCAAGCGCAGAUUAAUUUCCAAACUGAAAGCAGAUUAGCUGAAAAUGUAAAGUCGCAGUCACAAAUUGAUUUUCACAAGCAAACUAUUGAAAAAUUAAUUGAAAAUUACAAAUUUUUCGAAAAUUAUGAUAAAUGUAAAGGUGAAUUGGCCGAUAAAUCGAGUAAUUUAGAAAUUUGUCAAUUUCAAGUAAAUCAACUCAAUUCAAGUUGUGUUGAUAGCGAUGAAAAGAUUAUAGAAUAUACUGAGAAGCUGCAAAAUAUUUUAAAAUAUCAACAAGGAAAUGAGUUCAACCUAAAAAUGAGUGAAGUGAAGUUAGCACAAGCGGAAAGACAUCAAAAAUCAUGUGAAGCAGAACUUGAAGCACUAAAGGCGAAGUCGAACAAUAAUAUUCCCGCUAGUUGUAUUCCAUUUGCCGAGUAUUCUGGAGUUCAUCAAAUAAAGGUUUCUGGCAUGGAUGCCUUCGAUGUUUUGUGCGAUAGUCAGUUUGCCGGAUCUGGUUGGAUAGUUAUUCAACAGCGAGUCGGAGGAGAUGAGAAUUUCAACAGGGAUUGGAACUCAUACCGCGAUGGCUUCGGUUCUUUCGAAAGUGAUUUUUUCCUUGGCUUGGAGAAAAUUCACCUUCUGACGAAAUGGCGUCGCUACGAGCUCUUCAUACAUUUAGUUGAUCUAAAAGGCGGUGUAAGACAUGCUCGAUAUGAUGACUUUAAACUAUCUGAUGAGGAGCAUGGUUACGCCUUGCAGUUGGGUGGAUUCAGUGGAAAUGUUUGGGAAGCGUUGCGAAGCGGUGAUAAAAUGAAGUUCUCAACAUUCGAUCGCGACAACGAUGCUUCAACUCACAAUUGUGCAGAUCUCUACAAGAGUGGCUGGUGGUAUUCCAAAUGUUAUAAUAGUAACUUAAAUGCUUUAUAUGGACCCGAUCUGAAUUGGUUCAAGAGUCAGCCAAUUAAAGAGGCUAAGAUGCUUAUACGCCCCAAAGAUUAGACCAGCAAGUAAAGAUAAGUUCGAAACUGCAAUCUGAAAUUAGAUUUGAGAUUAUCAACAAAUAUCACAAUAGAUAAUUUUCAACAAACUU
Drosophila sulfurigaster albostrigata is the source of this 1423-nucleotide messenger RNA. RefSeq names its product fibrinogen-like protein 1. The transcript is spliced from 2 exons. The record is from RefSeq and is a predicted model, not a curated record. The coding region runs from base 325 to 1332 and encodes 335 amino acids. NCBI's taxonomy places the organism in Eukaryota, Metazoa, Arthropoda, Insecta, Diptera, Drosophilidae.